Molecule: messenger RNA, 726 nt
Organism: Metarhizium acridum CQMa 102
Lineage: Eukaryota; Fungi; Ascomycota; Sordariomycetes; Hypocreales; Clavicipitaceae
Product: Quinate dehydrogenase
Biological process (GO): shikimate metabolic process; chorismate biosynthetic process
Molecular function (GO): shikimate 3-dehydrogenase (NADP+) activity
Source: RefSeq, a predicted model, not a curated record
AUGCCCAACAAAGUCGCCAUCCUCUCACACCUGGAUGAAAUGACGGACGAAUGCAGAGACGUCGGCGCUUGCAACACGCUCUUUCUCAAGGAACGCAACGGACACCGCAUCCUCUGCGGCACAAACACGGACGUCAUCGGCAUCAGAGACUCGUUCCACUACAACGUCGCCAACCCCUCGGGCACGUUUCAUAACCGGCCGGCCCUCGUCAUUGGCGGGGGCGGCGCAGCCAGGAGUGCCAUCUACGCACUCCGCAAGUGGAUGAAUGUGACGGACAUCUAUCUCGUCAACCGCGACAAGAGCGAGGUGGACGUGAUGAUGGCAGACUGCUCCUCGCGUGGAUACGGCAAUGGCCUGCGGCACGUCGCGAGUGUCGAGGAGGCGCAUGCCGUCGACGGACCGGGUGCCAUCGUAGCCUGCGUGCCAGACUUUGACCCCCAGACGCACGAGGAGGUUGUUGCAAGACAAGUGACCGAGGUGUUGCUGGACAAGCACCACAAGGGCGCCAUGCUGGAGAUGUGCUACAACCCUUCGCCGUUUACGCGACUGGGCGCCUUGGCCGAGGAAAAGGGCUGGCAGGUGAUUUUGGGCACCGAGGCGCUGAUUUGGCAGGGCCUCGAGCAGGAUAGAUAUUGGACGGGCUUGCGGAUCGACGAGUUGCCCGUGGCCAAGGUCCAACAGGCCAUCGGGGAAAAGGUGGCACAGCGAUCGCAGUCGCGCCUGUAG